AUGGGUGGUGAUGCACUGACGAUGGCAACCAUUGCCCUUGCAGUGAUGCUCGCGCUGAUGGGCUGCUUUGUGACCGAGACAAGUGCAGCGUCUUUUGUUCUCGGGGACACAUCUGUCACCUACCGCGUCGAUGGUCGUGUGUUCCACGAGAAACUCACAGACACACUCUAUGCCAAGUUUUCUCCAUCCAAUCCCAUCGUCGGCGAAGUCGUCGUCUUCGCCCCGGAGAAGAGCUGUAAAUUGCCGACAACGCCACCGCCGCCGCCAUCGCGGCCAAAGCUCAUGCUCGCUGACCGCACAAGCAACUGCUCCUUCACCCAACAGGCGUAUGUGGCGCGGGCGUAUGGCAUGGCCGGCAUGAUCAUCAGCGACGUGCACAGCCAGCGCGGGAGCGUGAUCCUCAUGACCACCGAGGACAAGGCGCUCUCGUUCCCUUCCGUCUCGUGCACCCCUGAUGUGUCUGCACGCCUCAAUCUUCUCAGCAACGACGUCAACAUCCGCAGCCUCAACGUCACGAUUGAGCCGUAUGAGACGAUUGACUUUGCGGCCCUGACAUUUUACACGCGCACGGCCAUCUUCAUCGUUCUGUGCAUCGUGUUUGUGUUCAUGUCCUCCGUCUACUGCCAGCACGGCCUUCGCCGCCUCUUCUGCCAACGCAGGAUUGACCGGCGGGUUGUGGUUGAGCAGGGCCGCUUCAACGACCGCGCAACACAGGCCCUCCAACAUAUGGAGACGCGCACGUACCACCGCAGGUAA
This is a messenger RNA of Salpingoeca rosetta, 756 nucleotides long. RefSeq lists its product as uncharacterized. Bases 1 to 756 code for a protein of 251 amino acids. The record is from RefSeq and is a predicted model, not a curated record. The transcript is spliced from 5 exons. NCBI's taxonomy places the organism in Eukaryota, Choanoflagellata, Craspedida, Salpingoecidae.